UGUUUCCAUUUUUUGACUUUUGAGUUGAUAUGACAUGACUUUAACCUUGAUUAUCAUAUCUAAACCUUAUAAAGCUAUAAUCUGGUCAAUAAAAUGAAUUUUAUUUGGUGAAAUGUUACAGGCAAUCGUUACAAAGUUACCCAACUCAGUCACUCAACGUUUAAUCGCAACAUACUACCGAGUGAACUCUUUGAGAGUUAACGGUCUGAGGAAUAGUCACAGUGCUCAAAACAGUAUCAGGUUUGAAAAAAUGAAGAUCCGCAUUUUACCGGCACUGUCCGACAAUUACAUGUAUCUCAUUAUCGAUGAGAAAACAAAGCAGGCGGCGAUUGUCGAUCCUGUUUCGCCCGAUACGGUUUUGCAAGCUGUCGACGAGGAGGGUGUUAAUUUAACAAAGGUUCUCACGACCCAUCACCACUGGGAUCAUGCCGGAGGCAACGAAGAACUGGUCAGUAAAUCCAAAAAUGCCCUGCAAAUUUUCGGCGGCGAUCAGCGCAUUAAUGCACUAACAAAUCGCGUCAAACACGGUGACAAGUUUACAAUCGGCGACAUUAACGUCGAAUGCCUCUACACCCCUUGCCAUACGACGGGCCACAUAUGCUACUAUCUGACGGCAGAGGGCCAAACACCCGCCGUUUUUACGGGCGAUACUUUAUUCAUCGGCGGUUGCGGUCGAUUCUUCGAGGGAACCGCAGAGCAGAUGUACGCCGCCUUGGUAACGCUACUCGGCACUUUGCCCGAUAAUACUCGAGUGUUCUGUGGGCAUGAGUACACCGUGCAAAAUCUGAAGUUCGCAGAGCACGUGGAGAAGGAGAAUAAGGAUAUACAGAGCAAGCUUCAGUGGGCGAUUGAUCAACGUCAACGAGGAUUACCCACGGUGCCCUCGACGAUUGCCGAAGAAAAACUGAUAAACCCGUUCAUGCGAGUUGAAACGCCGCACGUUCAGAAACACAGCGGUGCGGCCGAAGCGAUCGCAGUAAUGGCUUCUAUUCGAAAGGAAAAGGAUUCGUUUAAAGCGACAUAAAUAAUAAAAUGUGUACAGUUCAUUUUUUCAUAUUAUAUUCGGACAUUUCCACAGCA
Messenger RNA from Photinus pyralis (common eastern firefly), 1080 nucleotides. Its product is annotated as hydroxyacylglutathione hydrolase, mitochondrial. The record is from RefSeq and is a predicted model, not a curated record. Gene Ontology annotation, molecular function: hydroxyacylglutathione hydrolase activity. The transcript has 5 exons. NCBI's taxonomy places the organism in Eukaryota, Metazoa, Arthropoda, Insecta, Coleoptera, Lampyridae. The coding region runs from base 113 to 1024 and encodes 303 amino acids.